ACUUAGUGACUACAUUUCACACAAAGAAUACAUAGUAUGCUCUAAUUAGUGCCUAUAUAGUUAUGUUAAACAUAUAUCUUAGCCGUAUAUAGUUUUAAUAGAUAUUACCAUACCAGACUCACCCAGCGUAGUCAUAUCGCUACCUCGGGUCGACGAUGGAGGAAACAGGGGCUGCUAUUAACCUUGGCACAUCGUUGUUCAUUGUGUCAUUGGCUCUCGGUAUCACCGGCUGUGUUGCUCUCUUACUGAAUGCAGUACUAGCAGGAACGUACAACUUAGACUCCUACAAGCUGUCCACUUACUUUGAUAAGCAUCCCAAUGGCAACUUGGCAACGAUAAUACUGGGCAUAUUGUUGUUAUUACAUGGACUUGGGUACUACUGUCAGUACGUUAAGACACCACUCAGUAAGUGCCAUCUAUGGCUACUGGUCACAGGGUCACUUACAGUCCUGGUAGCCGCUGCAGCCGUUCUGUUGGUUACCAGGGGUCACCAGGCAGACCCCAAAAUGCUUGGGUAUUGUAAUACUGCUCUAACAGCAAUGCAACUGGUGGCACUGACGGCAUUUGGUGUUUGUAUGUGCAAGUCUGGAUGUUUCGGGAAAUGUAACUCAAAUGCCAGAUUAGUUUUCUAUGUGCUUGUCGGAAUCUAUGCAGUGUGGCUGCUUGCAUACCUCGCCGCGUGCGCUGCCUAUGCGGUGUUGCACAAUAAGGAAAACAGUAGAAGUAGUGGAGUCGAUGCAUUCCAAGCGAUAACGCAAUCCUAUAAAAGAAUUCCAUGCGUCAACUACGUUCUACUGAUAGCACUGACAUUCAGUGCCUACCAGGUAAAUUUUUGUUGUGUACCUAUCACGGGCACUGAGUGGACCUUUCUGUUGCUGUUUGGUACAUCUGCCGGUAUAUCACUAUCGGUGGUCAUGAAUUACCAAGGUGGUGGAACUGCUUUAAACAAACCAGUGCCACACGUAUUGAGUGCAUUGGCGGUAGUACUCAUGGGUUUCUUACUGAUGUAUAGCCAUUUCAGGGAGCCUUUUGCCCAGGUGGUGCCAGACAAAAAGUAUACACCGUGGGACUUAGUAUUUAUACUGGUGUCUGUAGUACUAGCGGGCAGUAAUAUGGCACUGUUAAUCAAGUGGAAGGAAGGUACUACUAGUGAUGAAUAUUGGACCCACUAUAUUGUCCCACCUGUUAUGGUGGUAUGCAUUGCCAUAGAGCUUGUUAUGCUCCAUUUUGGAUGGGUUCGUGGCAGUUCUUGUGAAGUCGUCUGGCAAGCUGUCAUGGUGAUCCUGGCACUGGAGUGGGUUGCUACACUUGUCAUGGUAGUUAUAGAGGUAUGUGCUGGUGGUAGUUCUAACGGCUACGUGUUUACGGUAUCCAACAAUGUAUAUCCCCUGAUAGUGCUCCACCUGGUACUACUAGUGGCCACUCUAGUAGUAUGUCACUACAGAAAGCCAUUUCCAGGUAGGUACGAGCUAUGGCACUGGUCCUUGGGACUCUGGGACACUAUGCUAGUACUGCUGGUACUAGAGUCACUAAUGGUUCUGGUAAUGGCGAUGUCAGGGGUGCACCAGCAAUAUAAUUUUGGCGCUGGUUUCGGCGGUAGCGGAGACAAUCAUUGCUAUAUCGUUCUCGCUGUACAUGCCAUCCUAUGUGGCACUGCACUUGGUAUAAUACACCUCAAGGAACCUCUUUCACAGUAUUGGCCCAGGGACCGACUGGCUUGUGGAGUGCUCAGUUUGGUGUCACUAGUCUCGUGUCUAGGACUGGCAUACGAUGGGAUGAAACCAAAACCUGGAGAUUCACGCAAUGAAUAUGGAUUCUAUUGCCUAGUAGUGUACGGCAUCAUUACAUUUGGUGGUGCUCUGUUCUAUGGCUUCCGUGGUGGCCUUUUACAGGGCAGUUGCUUCACCAAGAAGAACACUGGUAGCUCGACACAUCUACAGGGUAGUGACGAGGCAGUGAGUACUCCAGAAGUGGCUGUAGACAAUACAGCUGACACCGUAGAAGUCACAAGAGACACUGAGUAGUACAGGAUAA
Babesia bovis T2Bo is the source of this 2034-nucleotide messenger RNA. RefSeq lists its product as uncharacterized. NCBI's taxonomy places the organism in Eukaryota, Apicomplexa, Aconoidasida, Piroplasmida, Babesiidae. The coding region runs from base 156 to 2024 and encodes 622 amino acids. The record is from RefSeq and is a predicted model, not a curated record. The transcript has a single exon.